Molecule: messenger RNA, 3240 nt
Organism: Saccostrea cuccullata (small rock oyster)
Lineage: Eukaryota; Metazoa; Mollusca; Bivalvia; Ostreida; Ostreidae
Product: vacuolar protein sorting-associated protein 26B-like
Exons: 9
Coding region: 130-1140 (336 amino acids)
Biological process (GO): retrograde transport, endosome to Golgi; intracellular protein transport
Cellular component (GO): retromer complex; endosome
Source: RefSeq, a predicted model, not a curated record
CAAGAAUAAAAGAGUUGUUAUAAUUUUGGAGUGUCCUUUCAUAAAUAGGCCUAGAGCAAAUCCCACUUCCGCGAGAUUUCGACGCCAUUACAGUCGAUGAACGACGAAAAAGGAGGAGGGGACUAGAAAAUGAGUUUCUUUGGAUUCGGCCCUAGUGCCGACAUCGAUAUAGUGCUAGAUGGACAGGAUACUAGAAAAACUGCUGAAAUCAAAACAGAAGAUGGCAAAAAAGAAAGACAUUUUUUAUACUAUGAUGGAGAAACAGUAGCUGGGAAGGUAAAUAUUACAAUGAAAAAGGCUGGAAGUAAAAUGGAACAUCAAGGCAUAAAAAUAGAAUUUAUAGGUCAAAUAGAAUUAUAUUAUGACCGGGGAAAUCACCAUGAAUUUACCUCUCUUGUCAAAGAGCUGGCUCGGCCAGGAGAGAUAACCGGGAACACAACCUUUGGUUUUGAGUUCCAGCAGGUUGAGAAACCCUAUGAGUCAUACACAGGUGCCAAUGUUAGGUUACGGUACUUUUUACGAGUGACCAUAGUGAAGAGAUUGUCAGAUACUGUGAAGGAACAGGAUAUUAUUGUACACACGUUAUCACAGUACCCAGAAAUGAAUAGCAGCAUAAAAAUGGAAGUCGGAAUAGAAGACUGUCUACAUAUAGAAUUUGAAUAUAAUAAAUCCAAGUACCACUUGAAGGAUGUGAUAGUGGGGAAGAUAUACUUCUUAUUAGUACGAAUAAAAAUCAAGCAUAUGGAAAUUCAAAUUAUCAAGAGAGAAAGCACAGGGACAGGUCCCAAUACAUAUAAUGAAAAUGAAACAAUAGCAAAGUAUGAAAUAAUGGAUGGAGCACCAGUCAGAGGUGAGUCAAUACCAAUCCGAUUGUUUCUGAGUGGAUACGAGCUCACCCCAACCAUGAGAGACAUCAACAAGAAAUUUUCAGUCAGAUACUAUCUCAACCUGGUUUUGGUGGAUGAAGAAGAACGACGGUACUUCAAACAACAGGAAAUAACAAUUUUCCGCCGGGCUGACAAAGCCCGUCGAGCAGUAGCAGGAGAGAAGAAGCAGACGCAUCAUUCAAUGCAACAUCAUAAAGAGGCUGCCCCACCACCAUCAUUAAAACCAUCGGAGGAGAAUUCAGACAGCCAAUGAUGUCGCUUCCUGUCAUGUCCCAUCAUUCUUUAUUCACAGAGGCUUGUGAUUACCAUAGCAACAUUAAUUACUUCACUCAAUGUGUGUAUAUGUACAAGAAAAAAAGCUCCCACUUCAAGGUUUUUUUGGUUAUACACUUACAGCUUUAGUCGUUUAUAGAGCUAAAUGAAUAUUCUAUUAUUUGCAAUUAUUCUUUCUAAACAAUAUGAAUAGUUCUGCUACGAAAUUGAUCAAAAAUAUACCACAGCAACUUAGCAAUGAAUGUUGUGCAUCAUCAAUUUAGUUUUUCAGUUUAAUUCCUGAGUAGAAAUAACUAUAUGAUAAUUUCUAAAAUGGGCAUUGAUGCAUUUGUCUUCACUGGAGUUUUUCAUAUUCAGAUUUUACAAUGUCCAUUACUGUAACCCAUCAAGAGUUUUGGCAACUGUUAAAUAUGCUAUUAAAUCAUUGCCUGAAAAGAGAAUGUAAACAGGGUAUUGAUUUAAAGUGUUUAGGAAAAAGAUAAACAAAAAUUGAUUAUUAUUUGUAUUUUGUUAAAAAAGUGAUAACAAAAAAUUAGCUCUUAAUCAACUAUUCAGAACAAGAACAUGUAUAUUGUCCUAUACAUUGAAUCAUUUAAAAAUAUAAACAUUGGCAAUUUUUAAAAUUCUCUGUCCUAAAAGAAUUGAAUAUAAAAUGUAGACAUUAAAUUUCUCAUACAUUGAGGGAGUCACUGGCUCUUUAGUACAGUUUUAUUGUAGUGGGAUACAAUUCUAAAAUUCUGUGGAAGCCGAUUUUGUAUCAAAUUUAGAUAAAGUAUGGUUGGACACUAGUAUUUUAAUGUAAUUUGUACAAAUGUAAAUAUACAAAAUAUGUGGAUUUGCGUCCACAGUCAUGUGCAAUGUUAACUCAUAUUGAUAUGUGAUUGCCCAUUCAGAACCUCCCAAGUGUACAUGCGUCAUGAUAGGAUAUGUACUUGUAAAUCGUAAUUUGUGUUUCCGUACACUGUUACUUAUUUGAAUGGGAUAAAACCUUAACUACAGCUGUAGGGAGUUUGAAACAGACAAAAAUAUUUUGAAAGAGUAUCAGUGUUAUGUGAGAAAAUAUGUUUAUUAAAGUGUAAGAGAUGUCCCAUUGUCCUGAUAUUGGAGAUGAAAUGGGUGUGUAUGUUGCACUCUGUAGUUUCAAGAAUAAUGUCGAGUUGUUUUUUUUUCUCAUGCGUUCUAAUCUUCCACUUCUAGUGUGAGCAGUGCUUAGAAACAUAUUUCUCUGAAUUUUUAAAAGUGCUUUACUAAAUUAUUAAAAGUUCAAGAAAACCCAAUGGCUACUUUCAUAGUGAUAAGUAAAUUAACAUGCUUAAUAGUGAGUAGAAGUCAUUCCACAUACAAGUUUGAACAAUGUUGUUUUCCUAGAGAAGAAAAAUGUUGAUGUGUAGGUUAGAAAGAUAUCAUGCUUGUGCUAAAUGUUUUUUGUGUUUGUAUAAAAAAAAUCCUUGUUAUGCGUUGUACAUUUAAACGAUGGUAGUUAAAUUUUUGUGUGUGAAAGGAUGAGGAUUCGAGAAAAUGUCUGCGAGGUAUAGUUUGGAAGAAAUAAUGUAUACGUAAUGUAUUUAUGAAUAAAAACAAUGUUACAUGCAUGCAUACUCCAGUAUGACAUUUUAAAGAAACAAAUAUCUAUGUUAUAUGUCAAGGAAUUGUGUACCGUUUCUGAAUUGAAGACGAGGGUUUCAUAGGUAGUUUAGAGGGGACCACAUUUUCAUUGAAUUUAAUUUUUAAGAAAUAUUUAUGUUGCAGCAGUUAUAAUCAUUAUCAUUUUUUCUGCGUUUCUUCAUUUAAUGUAGAACUUCUCUCAAGAGUCUGAUUGCACAGUUGCGUAAGAAUAAGAAAAUUCUGAUAUAAUAAAACUCAUAAUACAUGUCUUAAUUUACUCUUUAUGCAACCAUCUACCAAGGCAUUCUCUCAAUAAUGAUAACUGGCACUGUGCUUGCUCUAACGACAUUUUAGCUGUAAAAAAGAAAGAAAUUCAAAUAAAAACUGUUUCACUGACAUCAGAACCCUUUUGUUGCCAAUUCCUUGUCUUGUUUUUCUCAUAAAUUUAAGUGAAUAAAAUUUUUAAUACACUUCA